AUGGAUUCGAGUGCUCAACCAGACAGAUUAUCCAGUCUACCGGAUGUGGUUCUGAUCAUGAUAAUCUCGUGCUUGCCUUUCAAGGAUUGUGUUAAGACAAGUACUCUCUCCAAGCGGUGGAAGUCUCUCUAUCGUGAGACAAGGGCUGUUGCUUUUAAGGAGUCUGACUUUGUGAGUCCUUCUCUCUACGGAGAUUCCAGAUUGUAUGCUAGGAUUGCCUUCCUUAGAUAUGCGUAUAAAUGGAUCGCUUCAAGCAACGAUCAACCCAUCCAUAGUUUUGAGAUUAGUAUGUCAAGUCCGGAGGUGUACUUGGAAAAGAUCAACUCCCUGGUCACGUUCGCUGUCCGAAAAAAGGUCAAGAAACUAGUUCUUGACUUCUCUCACCCGACUUGGAGAAGCUUUCGUGACGUGAAAGAUCUUCCUCGCAUGUUAGGUUUUGAAGUCCCGGAGAGCGUUUAUGGUCUAAACACUCUUGAGUCACUGAAACUUUGGGCAUGCAAAAAGUUUGAACCAUGGAGAUUCGUAAACCAAGGAAUAUUCAAAAACCUCUCUCUCGGCUACAUGAGGUUGCCAAAUCUCGAAUCAUUUCUACGAGCCGCUUCUAAGCUUGAGAGUUUUAGUAUCAAUCGCUGUUGGGAUGUCAUGAAGAUAGCCGGGAAUAUGAGAGAGCUUGUCAUUGAAGAUUGUAGUUUAUUUUCUGUUCAAUGUUCGUUUUACAUGCCUAGAGUUGAAAUCUUCAAGUACUCAGGAGAUGCUUUUUACCUUCAAUUCCUGAACAUUGAUCGGAACAACGUAAAGGAAGUUCACUUGGAUUUCGGGGUGUAUGAUGAAUAUAAUCAAUUGAUGGGCACAACCUUCCCACCAGGAUUAAUAUGUCAGCUCCUUAAUGUUCUCCCACCUACGAGGACCUUAGUUGUCUGCCAAUAUCUACUGCAGGUGUUUCAAAGCUUUGAAUGCCCGUUUGUGUUUCCUCCGGUCAAAACACAACAUUUAAUCCUGAAGACGAGGUUGUAUCCGAAAGAGUUCAAUGGGAUUAGGUUCCUUCUCAAUAAUUGUCCGGAUUUGGAAACACUUACUUUCGAUAUGCUUCCUCCAAGCUCCAUUGUGAUCGAUUUGUUAGAUCCUGACUUCGAUCCACAAACGUACUGGGUACAAAACAUAACGGAUAAUAAUUGGAGAAAGACGCUUAAAGCCGUCGUGGUUAGGAACUUUAUUGGUGGCCCGAACGAAUUGAACAUGGUGAAAUAUUUUAUUCUGUCCCAGUGUGAGGGUGAGAUUGUGCUGGAAAAUGUUGAACUAUAUGUGUCGUAUGGAUUGGAAGAAAGUCAGAAGACAGUUGCAUAUGCAGGAGUUGAAAUGUUGCAGCGAAUUUCGAAGCAUGUUCAGGUUCUAGUGCACAAUUCUUGA
Molecule: messenger RNA, 1407 nt
Organism: Eruca vesicaria subsp. sativa (arugula)
Lineage: Eukaryota; Viridiplantae; Streptophyta; Magnoliopsida; Brassicales; Brassicaceae
Source: the annotation of a GenBank genome assembly